This is a messenger RNA of Rhinocladiella mackenziei CBS 650.93, 516 nucleotides long. RefSeq lists its product as uncharacterized. The transcript has 2 exons. The coding region runs from base 1 to 516 and encodes 171 amino acids. The record is from RefSeq and is a predicted model, not a curated record. Gene Ontology annotation, biological process: transmembrane transport. Lineage: Eukaryota; Fungi; Ascomycota; Eurotiomycetes; Chaetothyriales; Herpotrichiellaceae. Gene Ontology annotation, molecular function: transmembrane transporter activity.
AUGUGGGAUGCGGACAAUCAACAAUACGCCGUGGCUUAUGUGGUCUUUUCGUCUGUAUUCGGCUCCGCCUUAGGCCCUAUCGUUGGAGGUUUCGUCGAGCAAUACCUCGCCUGGAGAUGGAGUAUCUGGAUUCAGCUUAUCUUCGGCGGAUUCGUCCAAGCUUGUCACUUUUUCCUGGUCCCGGAAACUCGUUCAACCAUCAUCAUGGACAGAGUUGCAAAGAAGCGACGCAAGGCCACCGUUGACAGUUUCUUACUGAGCCGAUCGUGCCCUCCCAUCCACUGGAUCGGUUCCAUGGUCUUUGCGACUCUUGUGGGUAUCGCCAAUUAUGCGAUUUACAUGGUAAUCGUGGACUACAUGAUAUGUGCAUAUGGCCCAUAUUCGGCCUCUGCUACAGGUGGUAAUGGUUGGUCCCGAAACUUCCUUGCUGGUGUUCUCACCAUCCCUGCUACACCGUUCUUUGAGAGUGAGGGAUAUCCACAUCUUGCAUAUGACUGUUUGCUAACAUCGAUCUAG